Solanum dulcamara is the source of this 915-nucleotide messenger RNA. RefSeq lists its product as uncharacterized. The record is from RefSeq and is a predicted model, not a curated record. NCBI's taxonomy places the organism in Eukaryota, Viridiplantae, Streptophyta, Magnoliopsida, Solanales, Solanaceae. The coding region runs from base 147 to 791 and encodes 214 amino acids. The transcript has 3 exons. Gene Ontology annotation, molecular function: peptidyl-prolyl cis-trans isomerase activity; calcium ion binding.
UUUUCCAUUGACAUUUGCAGUUUCUUCGCAAUCAUCUCUGGCCAUUACAUAAAGGAAAAAUUUUGCCAUAGAGAUAUCUUAUUGGUACUCAACCAUCUAAAUUACAUAAAUAAUAAACUACUUAAAUUACUAACGAAGCAAUCAAGAUGAUCCACUCGGUCGCCACUCAUCUUACAGUGAUUUGUCUCGCCUUGUCACUUGUACAUUGUUCGGAGCCCGACGUGGAGAUGCACAACCUCUUCAAACCCGAUGACUGCCCAAGAAAGGCCAAAUUGACUGAUGUGCUCACUCUCCACUACAAGGGAACUCUCGAGAACGGCGAAGUUUUCGAUUCCAGUUAUGAACGAAACGAGCCAUUCUCAUUCCAGUUGGGUAUUGGCCAAGUGAUUCGAGGAUGGGACAAGGGUCUACUUGAUAUUUGCGAGGGCGAGAAGAGAAAGCUGGUCAUCCCACCAAAUCUCGCCUACGGUGAUGCUGCCCAUGACAAGAUCCCAGCCAAAUCGACCCUGAUCUUCGAGGUCGAGUGUCUGAAAGUUGAAGACGGCCCAAAUCCAAUCAACGUGUUCAAGGAGAUUGACUCAGACCAGGACGGAAAGUUGUCGCGCCACGAAGUUGGCGAGUUCCUAAAACGCCAACUGUCGCAGGCCUACAGCCAGCCGGGUGCUCAGCAGGACAUGCAAGACCAUGGCUCGAUGUUGGACGAGGUGUUCAAGCACGAGGACAAAGACAAUGACGGCUACAUCACUCGCGACGAGUUCUCGGGUCCCAAGUACGACCACGACGAGCUGUAGAGGCUGACCUUUUUCAAGUAUAACAGAACUCCAACUAGACAGAAAUCUGGGAUUGAAAAUCAUGUAAACGAUGUGGAAUAUGUUUAUGCAAAUAUAUUUAUGAAUUAAUCUAUAUCUAUCGAUA